AUAAAUCGCCGGGUUUUGUGAAAUGGAACACCUUGUUACUUUCUGCUGCAGUCCGAUAUUUACGACAUCAUGUUUGAAGGAUUGGGAGAAGUUCGGCAGGAAGAAUUUUCUAACAAAGUGCAAGGAAGGUGGAAUGGCUGGAUCUGUCAAAUUGUUCACGGAUUUGGUAUUGAAGUUGAUAAAUGGAGAAGGGAAAAUUGAUAUACUUGCCAAAUUAGUUCCUGAGUUAUUUAAAAUAUUUGGUGGUAAUGGAUCCUUUGAAUCCGACCUGUUAGAUUCCCUUUGGUUAAUUGACUCGUCAAUUGCUGAUAUUAAAUCAGAAUCUGUUCGAGAUCGUUUCUAUCGGUUAAUAGAAAUUCUGAAGAAUCAUGUGAAUCCUGCUUUGAUUAUGGAGAGAUUUUGUGAAGAGACCUUGGAAAACCUGUCAUUCAUUCAAUCGAAACAACAGUUCCAAACGCGUUAUGUUCGCACUAAAACGCGUUUAUUUUUCAAACAACAAAAAUUUAAUUUGCUACGUGAAGAAAAUGAAGGCUAUGCCAAGCUGAUCACAGAAUUAUGUCAAAUAAAGUCAACUGCGUCGAUGGAGGCCGCAAUGGUUCAGAUUCGAUCAUUAAUUGGUUAUUUUGAUUUGGAUCCAAAUCGUGUCCUGGACCUGAUAUUAGAUGUUUGUGAGUUCCGUGGUGAUAUGUACGAGGAAUUUGUUCAGUUGAUACGACUUUACAACCCUGAUAGAAUAGAUAUGACUAAUAUAUUGGGACACAAAUAUCAUUUUACACAAGAACCCGGUGUCAAUACACCAGAGUCAUUGUACAAAGUUUCAGCAUUUUUAAUUUGGAAAAAGUUAAUUGACUUGGAUGUAUUAUACGGACACUUAACUCCAUCCGAUGCGGAUAUUCAGCAAUCUCAUAAUCGUCAAAUUAACUUGGCUAAAUCUUAUCGUCCACAACCGCCGGCAAGUUUAUCUUAUUCAGCAACUUCUGCGAUCAAUACCUCGUUGAAUACUGCAAUCAACUGUGAUUUAAUUCGUGUUGAUGGUCUAUUAAGCCAGGAUUCUCAACUUGGUGGUAGUGGUACUACUUCUGUUUCUGGGACAUUGAUGACGAACGAUUGGACUGGUCCUAGGACGUCAGGAGCGCUAACUUCUCGCUCUGCAGAAGAGCUAAUGCAAUUGGAGGAGAAUCCCGAUGUAAAUUUAAGUAAAACGAAUUCACAUGAUGUUAGUGAAGUUGGUAUGAUAGAUAUAAGUAUUGAUCAAGAUGGAUUGUAUGAAAAUAACCAAAAAUUGGAGUUAUGUGCUGCCAUGGUUCGUUUAGGCGAUUGGACAAAUGCUCAACGUCUGUUAGAACGCCUACCUGGUUACUGGGCAACUACAUAUGAACCUUUAACACGAGACAUAUGCAAUUUGUUGCAUUGUUUAAUUGAACCUUUGUACAAUAAAGCUUGCCCUUUACCUGCCUGUUUACAACGUAAUCGUUUUCGACCGAGAAUCGAGUCAUUCAAAGCAUUAAAUGCAUCUAUUAAUUUACAUGGUAUUGAUGAGAAAUCGUCUGUUGAUUGUGAAAUACAUGAAGACAGUCGGACCAUUACAAAUAAUAAUAACAAUAAUAAUGAUUGUAUUCUAUUAUCACCUGUUCAUGAUUUUGUUGGCCUUGCCAAGUAUGUAAUACCAAUAGCAAUUUAUUUAGGCCCGCAUAUGUCAUAUGAUUUAAUAUUAAUAGUGAAGUUUUGUCGUCUUGGUCAAAUAUAUCUUUCUGAACAGCAACAAAACCUUCGGUCUGACAAGAUUGGAAUUGUUUAUCAAGGAUUUUUUAAUUUAUUAGAUGAAGUGCUUCUUCCGUCGUUGAGUUUGGUUGAUGCUAAUUGUUGUUUGGCUGAAGAGAUUUGGCAGAUGUUACGAUUUUUGCCUUAUGAACAUCGAUAUCGGUUAUAUGGACAAUGGAAACAUUUCAACGUUCAAACUGAACCUAGCCUAAUACGUCGGCGGGCUCAAGUAAUGUGCUAUGCUAAGGCGAUUAUGAAACGAUUGAGCAAGGAAAACGUUAAACCAAUGGGUAGACAUCUUGGAAAAUUGUCACACAGUAAUCCAGGUUUAUUAUUUGAUCACGUCUUGCAUACAGUUCAACUGUUUACAAAUCUUAUAAAUCCUGUUGUUGAAGCAUUGAAAUAUGUUAGCAGUUUAGGCUAUGAUAUGCUAACUUUUUGUAUUAUUGAAGCACUUGCCACAGAUCAAUCAAAACUGGAAGAUUUACAAUUAAGUCAAGGUUUACAAGCAUUGUCGUUGUUUACUGGAUUGUUGUGCAGAAAGUAUCAAUUCGAUUUGGCUGGUUUGUUACAAUAUGUACUGAAUCAAUUAAAAGUUGGUAAAAGUUAUGAUUUGGCAAUAUUACGUGAAAUUCUCCAUCGUAUGUCUGGUAUCGAUAUAUCGGAAGAAAUGACGGAAGAACAAUUAGAAUCCAUGUCAGGUGGUGAAUUACUAUUGCAAGAAGGUGGUUAUUAUGCACAGAUACGUAACACACGUCGUAAUGCUGGACGUCUUAAAGAUGCCUUGGUUGAACAUAAUUUGAUCAUGCCAUUUAUUUUUUUAAUGGCUCAACAGCGUGAUGCUAUCAUAUUUCUAGAUGAUCCAGAACGUCACUGUAAAUUAGCUGGGCGUUUAUAUGAUCAGUGUCAAGGUACUCUUGUACAAUUCAUAACAUUUCUUAGUCUUCAAUUAACUCGUGAUGAAAUGCAAACUCAGUGUUUAAAUAUUGACAGAAUGAUGGGUGAAUUUCAUGUUCCAGCUGAUACUGCCUUUUGUUUUCAUCGUAAUCUGUUUGAACAAAAAGUUGCUCGUUUAUUUGAAAGCAAAGAACAAGCAGAAACAAUGAAAUCUGGUGAAAAAUCAAAAUCAUUCAGCAAGACAAUUUUCUCAGCUGCUUCUUUACAUGUGUGCAAUGAAAUAGCUGCAGCUAUACGUCCAUUAUAUCCAGCUCGUGUAUGGGAUGAAUUAGGCAUUGUGUUCUUUAUCACAUUUUGGAGCUUACAGUCAAGUGAUUUAGUUGUCCCCGAAUCCGCCUAUCAACGACAAAUACAACAAUUAAAAGAGCAGAUUCAACAAAUUGAUACGCCGGCUAGUGGAUGGAAUUCAACAAAAAAGAAACGUGAGAUAGAACGUUUAGAAAAUUUAAUUGAACGUCUAACCAAUGAACAAGCUGAACGGGAAGAACAUGUAACACGUGUACGUGCUUGGCUUAUGACUGAACGUGAUAAUUGGUUUCAAACACGAUUAGCUACAAAAACUGAUACUAUUACACAAUUCUUACAAUUAUGUAUAUAUCCUAGAGUGUGUUUCACCGCAACUGAUGCUAUCUAUGCGGCACAAUUUAUGCAUGUUUUGCAUCAAUUAAAGACUGCACGAUUCUCUACGCUGAUUUGUUUGGAUCGAAUUUUUAAUGAUAUAACGUUGCCAACCAGUAUGUGUACAGAAAAUGAAGCGCAUCGUUACGGUCGAUUUUUAUGUGCAGUCUUAGAACUUGUGAUGCGUUGGCAUGCCAGUGAAGAAGUGUUCAAUCAAGAAUGUGGUCAAUAUCCUGGUUUUGUUACUGUCUUCAGAAAGACAUAUCAAGGUUUAGAUGCGAAUACUAAACCAGACCAAUUGCAGUAUGAGAAUUAUCGUCAUGUUGUACAUAAAUGGCAUUAUCGUAUUACAAAAGCAAUUGUUGCUUGUCUAGAAUCUGGUAAUUAUGUUCAAAUUCGCAACGCAUUAAUUGUAUUAACACGAAUUCUACCUCAAUAUCCGAAAAUCACACAGUUCGGAAGUGCUGUUGAACGACGUGUAAAUAAACUAAAAGAUGAAGAGAAAGAUCGACGUCCUGAUUUAAAGGCUUUAGCAUUCAGUUAUGCUGGCCUAAUGCGUCCACGUAAAGUUAAAUGGGUUAGUGAGGAAGAAUUUCAUUUGAAAGAAACUAAACCAAUUCGCUCAGAGACGAAUACAAAUUAUUCAAGUAAUCAUCAAAGCAUCAACAGUGGUGGUAACACUAAUCGUACUGUAUCAAAUCCUGACAAUAGUUCCGGAACUACUGUCAACUCAACUAGUUACGGUCAUAAUCCACGUGGACAUUCCGGUUCAAAUCAAUUGACCAGUUUUUCGAAUGCGCCUUCAAAUAUAAACAACACUAGUUGUGGUAUCACCAAUACUAAUACCAGUAGUAGUGGUAGUGGAGGCAACAACACAAUUUUUGUUACUAGCAUCAGUAAUUCAUCUAAUAGUUCUGCGACACUUGAACCUCCACAUAUUUCAGUAUCUGUUCGACGUACUUCAACACAACCACCACCAUCAAAUCAAACUAGUAAAAUCCCAUCCAACUCAACUGUUGCUCCAAGCGGUAGUGUUCUGGAAACACGGUCACGACCUCAAACAGUGAAUGCGUCUAUAACAGCCGUAGAGUCUUCGAAAUGCAAUCCUUCUGGUCAACUAUCCGGGUCUGUGUCACUGUCCUCGGUAACAGCUGUGAGCAAUUCUAGUAGUUCGAAUAAUUUGAGCAAUAAUUCACCUUCCAUUCCAACAACUACCCAAAGUAAAUUACGAUCUAGUCAACGUUUUGAGUCAUCUCUACCACCUCCAGACGAUGAUGUUGCUUCUGUACCGGGACCACAAUCACAUUCAUCGAAACGACGCAGAAUGGAAGCGGCCAGCGCGAAUUUGACUAGUCCUAAUGGGUGCAUUUUAAGUGUGACAACAUCCAAGGCAUCAGUGAACACAGUUGACGAACCACGUGAGUCACAUAAAUCUUCCACACGUAAACGUUCAACUCCCACAACUAUUCCAGGAAGUGCACCGAUCACUCCAGAAACUGCUAUACAAAAUUUACGCUACACAAAUGCCGGUAUAGUUUCCAACACUGUUCCCAGUGUUAAUUCUUGCAGCGGCGGUAGUAGUGGUACUGGUAGUCGUUCAACAACAAGUCCUGGUGAAAAUGUUUACCCUGUUAAUUCUUCUCUACGUCAUCAUCAUCAUCAUCAAUCUAGACAGUCGAGUCAUCAAAGAGCAUCAUCAGGUAAUUCUACUGAAAGUAGAGAACCAAGCUUAGAAAAUGAACGAAAUUUAAUUGCUUCCAGUUCAGCAGGUUUGGUAAAGAAAGCAAAGAAAGCUCAUCAUCACCACCAUCAUCAACGUUCGUCAUUAGAUUCAAUGAAUAUGGAAUCUAAUCUUAACAAUAAUAUUAAUAAUAAUCCGGGUUCUAUUACUAUAUAUUCAACUUCAGAAUCCCAAGGACCAUCUCGACAUUCACGUAGAUAAAUAUUAAACACCGAUGAAAAUCACAUCGGUUUUAUUCUACGGUCUUAUUUUCUCUCUCUCUCUCUUGUUUUUCCUUAAAUUCCUUUCUCCUAUCUAUCUCUCUCACAUACACAAACUCUUUUUACAAGUGAUCACAUAAUCAUCAUGUUCGAUCGCAUUUAGUUCAUAUUUUCCUAUGAAUUGCACAGUUAUCAUGAAAAUAUCUACUGAGUUGUAUCAUAUUCUUUCUUAUCCUUUGUUUCCGUAAUUAAAGUACUUUCUAAUAUGUAGUUUUUUAUAAGCUAAACAUUUAAUCCUUGUACGCACGUUUGUGUGUGUAUAAGUACAUGCGCAUGAGAAUAAUCAAUUUUUGUUCCUUAUCCCGUGUAUCUUUCUAUGAUAGACAGUAUUGGCAGCAAGUUGACAAAUAAAAUGAAUUGCUCUGUUCGUACACAUCAGUCCUCUUUUUCGUCCUACAAUUUGUCGGAAGGAGGGGUUAAACAACAUUUCUUACAAAAUCGUAGAAGUGGAAUAGCGUUUCAGUAAAAUAUAGAAUCCCAUACGAUCCUAUUCGUUUCUUUCCAUUUAAGUCACUUAAGUAACUACUCAGAGAUGUAAAAUUAAUGGCCGAGUGUACUUCAAUAAGCUGCUUAAAGACCACUAGUUGUAAUAUGCUACCUUUACAGAAGGUGAACGUGCUAUCCAUAUAUCGACAGUAAAGUGAUGCGUCAUUCUUUAUCUAUUAUUCAGAUCUUUCUGGUCAGUUGAUUUUUGAAAUUUUAAUUUGUCAUCUAAAAUGGUACCUAUUUUUUCAAUAUAAUCACUUUUAUUAAAAACAACCCCUGUUGUAAUAAAUAACGUUUCGUCCUUUGGGAGCAUGUGAAUAACUUUCCUAAACUUCAUCUAAAGAAUGCUUUUGGAGUUACAUUUACUGCUUUUACUCUGAUAACAACAGUCUACAAGAUCGGACUUUAACUGUUCAAGUUCCUGAUCAGAAAUCGCAACUGGAUACCUUGUUUGACUAUAUAGGUUUUUGAACUGAAUAUCUGUAUCUAUGUGGUUAGAAUGAUUCCUUAAGUUUUGUUACAUAGUCCGUGAAGGGAAUUCUUGGAUCAUCCGUCGGCUUAUUUUAUGCGAAAAACAUUCAUACGUAUCUUUGCAAUUUUAGAAUUCAAGGCAUCCGUUUUGUUCAGUGUCACUCUAUUCUGAUAGACUCCGUACUGUUGUUAUGAAGUAUAUCACAAUUCCGGGUAACGAUCUGAUUCGAUGUAGCUGUUUAUAAAUUCCAUAGCAGUUUUCUCUGAUGAUCCAUAAUCUUGUUCACUAUUUAUUUGAAAAGCUUUUCCAUUAGGAUUAAUUCCUGUUUUUUUUGUCUCCGAUUCGAUUUUAAAAAAAUUGAAGUCAAAAUAAUGAAAACUUAACUGUUCAACGCAAACAACAACGUUGACAACAAGAAUAACUAAAUGAGUUCAAAUGAAAUGUGGUUGGAAACAACAAAACAUCAUGUCUUGCACAAUAAAAAAGUUAAAGCAACCAUACACAUUCAAAUUGAUUUUUAAUUCCAUUUUAUUAUUGUAUUCAAAGAAAAGAAAUUCGAA
Messenger RNA from Schistosoma guineensis, 6855 nucleotides. The record is from the annotation of a GenBank genome assembly. NCBI's taxonomy places the organism in Eukaryota, Metazoa, Platyhelminthes, Trematoda, Strigeidida, Schistosomatidae.